AAACUAUUUAGUGUUUUUUGUUUAUUAAAAAAGUGUAAAAUGAACAUUAAAACGAAAUUAAUAUGUUUAAUAGCGAUUUUAAUCGUUAUUUUUGUGCUUUAUACGCAAAAAGAAAUUUAUGUUUCGAAAGUUAAAUAUUUCGAUGCACACGUGGAAGGCAGUGAAAAAAAAGUUAUUCUCUACUACACAAAAUGUUUUAAUGACGAAAACUUUUACUUUGGCUCAGGUGAUAUUUUUAAAGAAUGCCCAGUGCGAAAUUGUUAUGCGACAAGCAAUAAAUUACUCAUGCCGAUCGAAAAAUUCGACGCUUUAAUGUUCCACGGUUACGAAUAUGAUUCUCUAAAGGAAAAACCGAAGAAAAGAUCGCCGCACCAAAGGUACAUUUUUUUCAAUUUGGAAUCUGCGGCCAACACUAAAAACUUGGACAAGUUCGGGAAGUUUUACAAUUGGACGAUGACCUUUAGGAAGGAUUCCGAUUUUAUUCGUCCUUAUGGCAGUGUUGUUAAAAAGGAUACGAGCUAUACGCUACCAUCAGUGGAAUCGAUUAAAAAAAGGAAACACAAAAUAGCCUGGUUUGUAUCACAUUGCAAAACGAAGGGUUUUAGGGAAAAAUUGGUUAAGGAAAUGCAAAAAUAUGUAGACAUAGAUAUUUAUGGGAGGUGUGGUAAUAAAACUUGCUCUAGGGAUUCUAAUAAAUGUUAUGAUUAUCUCGAAAAAAACUACAAAUUUUACCUUUCAUUCGAAAACACCGUGUGCAACGAUUAUGUAACAGAAAAACUCUUCAAUGUACUUGACAAAAACGUGAUACCCAUAGUUUACGGUGGUGCGAAUUAUAGUGCUAUAGCUCCCCCACAUUCAGUGAUAGACGUUAGCAAAUUUCAAACAGUUCCCGAUUUAGUAAACUACAUUAAUAAAAUAGAUAGUAAUAUUAGUGCCUAUAUGAACUUUUUUAACUGGAAAAAACACUAUGUAACUCACAGGAGUAUUAAAAACACUUUGUGUAAUUUAUGUAAAAAAUUAAACGAAAAAUCUGAAAAGGUUUAUAGUGAUAUUCAAAUGUGGUGGAACGGUGUUAAUAUGUCGCAAUGUUCAACGUUUCCGCAAAUAAUAAAGUCUAUUAUUUAA
Messenger RNA from Brassicogethes aeneus, 1125 nucleotides. Lineage: Eukaryota; Metazoa; Arthropoda; Insecta; Coleoptera; Nitidulidae. The record is from the annotation of a GenBank genome assembly.